GCAGGCGGCGAUAGGAUCCGGACUACAGCUCCCAGCACGCCCCACUUCCCGCCCCCGCCGCCAGAGCCCGACGCUGCAGUGGCUCUUCCCGAAAGCUUCUUUCCUCCUGUGCGGCUCGCCGGCUCAGUACUCCGGCGGUCGGGGUGGGUCGGCUCAAAGGCCGGCUCUGGACGCAGGCACUGCCCCAGGUGACAGUGCGGGAGCAUGGCCUCGCAGCUGGGCAGGCUGAGCGUCGGCCCCUGCUGGCGCGUGGCGCGGAGCGGCUGUGGAAGGCUCCGCGCCUGGCCCCAGUGCGGCGGCGGCGGAGGGUUGCGAGCCUGGUCCCACCUCAGCGGUGCCAGACGCAUCUGCCGGCCCCCUGGCCCGGCUGGCACGGAGCAGAGCCGCGGGCUGGGGCACGGCCCGACGGCGAGAGGCGGCCCCUGGCUGGGGACAGGGCUGGCCGCGUCGCUGGCGGGGUUGGUGGGGCUGGCCGCCGCUGCCCUUGGGCAUGUGCAGCGGGCGGAGAUGUUGCCUAAGAGCUCGGGGACGCGGGCCCCUUCGCUGGGGAGGCCGGAGGAGGAGGAUGAGCUGGCCCGCCGCUGCAGCAGCUUCAUGGCCCCGCCUGUGACCGACCUGGGCGAGCUGCGAAGGAGGCCGGGCGACAUGAAGACCAAGAUGGAGCUGUUGAUCCUGGAGACCCAGGCCCAGGUGUGUCAGGCUCUGGCACAGGUAGACGGGGGCGCCAGCUUUUCUGUGGACCGGUGGGUGAGGAAGGAAGGAGGUGGUGGCAUCAGCUGUGUACUUCAAGAUGGGUGUGUUUUCGAAAAGGCUGGGGUGAGCAUUUCUGUUGUUCAUGGAAAUCUUUCAGAGGAAGCUGCAAAGCAAAUGAGAAGCAGAGGAAAAGUUCUGAAGACUAAAGAUGGUAAAUUGCCAUUUUGUGCUAUGGGCGUGAGCUCUGUUAUCCACCCCAAGAAUCCUCAUGCUCCUACUAUCCAUUUCAACUACAGAUACUUUGAAGUAGAAGAAGCUGAUGGCAACAAGCAGUGGUGGUUUGGUGGUGGAUGUGACCUCACUCCAACAUACUUGAACCAAGAAGACGCUGUCCAUUUUCACAGAACUCUAAAGGAGGCUUGUGACCAGCAUGGUCCAGAGCUCUACCCCAAAUUUAAAAAAUGGUGUGAUGAUUACUUCUUUAUAGCCCAUCGUGGAGAGCGGCGGGGCAUUGGUGGUAUCUUUUUUGAUGAUCUUGACUCUCCGUCCAAGGAGGAGGUGUUUCGCUUUGUACAGAGCUGUGCCAAGGCUGUAGUUCCUUCUUAUAUUCCCCUUGUGAAAAAGCACUGUGAUGACUCAUUCACGCCCGAGGAGAAGCUGUGGCAGCAGCUCAGAAGAGGACGGUAUGUAGAAUUUAAUCUGCUGUAUGAUCGGGGUACAAAGUUUGGCCUCUUCACUCCAGGAUCCAGAAUUGAAAGUAUCUUGAUGUCUUUACCUCUAACUGCCCGAUGGGAGUACAUGCAUUCACCCUCAGAGAAUUCCAAAGAAGCUGAAAUUCUGGAAGUUCUACGCCAUCCAAGGGACUGGGUGUGUUGAUGCAGGCAGAGUGGCCAUGCGGGGGUUUGGAGGGCACAGGAUGUGUGCUCUCCAUGCCACUGGCUGGCACUUUGCCACUGUGUGGCAGUUACCUGUGCCUUAGUCUUUUCCACUCUGCACCCCACCUCGUGGGCAGAUGGUCACAUGUUUUGGAUGCUGUCAGUGAUGAAUGGUGAGAUGGCAGAUUGUCAGAGUCAAUUGAUUACACCUCAUUUAUACUUGUAGUGUCAUUUUAUAUGACUAGUUUACAAAAUAGGACAUUGAGUUUCCAAGUAUUGAGAUAAGGGAAUGUAAAUAGUAUUAUAUGUAUCAGGAAAUUUCUCAUCUUGUUUUUGUUUCAUGUGUUUUUUAAAGUUUUCAUUUCUGCCACAAAAAUCUGUCAUGGAAUACAUUUUGUUUUCAUUAAUUCAGUGAAGUUGAGACUUCAGAGUAAUUUUAGAAUGCAACUUGAAGGUAAAAAUUUUACUUUGUCAGUACUGAAGUCUCUGCUGUAAUCUUUAUAUAUCUUUCUCCAGAGAACAUAAUAGUGUCAAGUAGAUAUAUAUUUUUAUAAUAGGUAUUUAGAAGCACUUGAAAUAUUCUUAAUCUCUGCAUGUGUUACAAUUCAGUUAUUUCUGUAGUUUGUAAACUCUAAAGUGACAUUACUAUUAAGAGAUGUGUAAGUUGUAAUUUUGACUUUUGUGGAACCAUUGUUUGUUAAUGUUGGGAUUCUCUGCCCUUUUGAAUGUGAAAGCUUAUAUCCCUGAAUGCUGAUACUUAAAGUUUUCUAUUUCAGACAUCUCUAUGUGGAAGUUGAGACUAAGAAUAAUCCUAGGGAUGUCAUGAAUUUAGGCAGUGUUUCUCAUUUGAAAAAUGAAAUGAGAAAUAAUUUCCUUCUUUAAAGCGAAUAUAUAUAGUAGGAGAAACUUGGAGGCAUUUCAUACACACAUUUCUUAGCAAAAUGGACACAUUGAAAAUGUCCUCUUUUUUAUAUUAGAGGUUCUGCAGCUCUUUGCUCUUAAGAGAAAAUCGCAACAGGAUUCUUAAUGUGUGACUUCUUUGUUCAUAUAAUAAUAUGAAUGUAUUGUUUUAUUUGCUUCAUAAUAAAGUUUAUAAGGAACAGCAUCUCAUACAUACCAUUAUCUUGGAACACGUUGAAUAUAUGUGAUUGUGUGUGGCCUUUUUAGGGCUGGAAAAUGUAUGAAUUCUUCAACUGUCUUAAAACACAUCUAAUAAAUUUUAUUAUGAAAUAAGACUAA
This is a messenger RNA of Rhinopithecus roxellana (golden snub-nosed monkey), 2807 nucleotides long. It is a transcript of the gene CPOX, whose product is annotated as coproporphyrinogen oxidase. Gene Ontology annotation, molecular function: coproporphyrinogen oxidase activity. Gene Ontology annotation, cellular component: cytoplasm; mitochondrial intermembrane space. The record is from RefSeq and is a predicted model, not a curated record. The transcript has 7 exons. The coding region runs from base 205 to 1569 and encodes 454 amino acids. NCBI's taxonomy places the organism in Eukaryota, Metazoa, Chordata, Mammalia, Primates, Cercopithecidae.